This is a messenger RNA of Seminavis robusta, 606 nucleotides long. The record is from the annotation of a GenBank genome assembly. NCBI's taxonomy places the organism in Eukaryota, Bacillariophyta, Bacillariophyceae, Naviculales, Naviculaceae.
AUGAAGCUCUCUGCUUGUCUUGCCCUCUUCGCACUGGCUGCAUCGGCCAACGCAUUUGCUCCCAUCACUAACGGAGCUCCGAAAGCUACUUCGACUGCUCUCUUCGGAGGAGUCGGUAUUUGGUACUCGUCCUCCACCGGAAACACCGAGACAGUCGCAGACUACAUUGCCUCUGCUGCUGGAGGAUUGGACUACAACGACAUUGGCGAUGCAACGACCGAGGAAAUCGAAGGAGCGGAUGCCUUGAUUGUCGGAGCCCCGACAUGGCACACGGGAGCCGACGAGCAACACGAUUGGCUCUACGACACCCUGCCCAGCCUGAACAUGGAGGGGAAGAAAGUUGCUGUCUUUGGAGUCGGAGACCAGCAAUCCUACACGGACAACUUUUGUGAUGCCGCCGGAGAGCUUUACGACUUGCUGUCGGCCAAGGGGUGCAAAAUCUACGGCUUGACGUCGACCGAAGGAUACGAUCACCAGGCCUCAAAGGCAAUCGUCGAGGGCGACAAGUUCUGUGGCUUGAUGUGUGACGAAGACAACCAGUACGACUUGAGUGAGGGCCGGGCCCAAUCCUGGAUUGCCCAACUCAAGGACGAAGGGUUCUUCUGA